Hippocampus comes (tiger tail seahorse) is the source of this 1581-nucleotide messenger RNA. It is a transcript of the gene prpf18, whose product is annotated as PRP18 pre-mRNA processing factor 18 homolog (yeast). The transcript has 10 exons. Gene Ontology annotation, cellular component: U5 snRNP; U4/U6 x U5 tri-snRNP complex; U2-type post-spliceosomal complex. The record is from RefSeq and is a predicted model, not a curated record. Bases 118 to 1170 code for a protein of 350 amino acids. Gene Ontology annotation, biological process: RNA splicing; generation of catalytic spliceosome for second transesterification step. Lineage: Eukaryota; Metazoa; Chordata; Actinopteri; Syngnathiformes; Syngnathidae.
CCCUUCCGUUAUGCUUCCUGUUUUGACCCCGCUGCUAUAGGUGUUUAAUUCACGUUUACUACGAGACUGCGUUGCUUUUCGUAAUAAAACAUUACGAUUUGUUUUUCUAUAGCCGGAAUGGAUAUUCUUAAAGCAGAGAUCGCGAGAAAGAGGAAACUCAUCGAGGAGAAGCAACUCGUUGAUGACUCCAAAAAGUUCUUCAAAAGGGCCGAUCUUUCACGUAAGGAGCAGGAGGACUACUUCCAAAGAUGCGGCUAUAAGGUUCAGAGAGAGACUCCUGACAGCCAGAUCGACAAAAAGGAAGAGAAUGAGGCAUCCAUUUCGGCUAAUCCCGUAUUAGAGUUGGAACUGACGGAAGAGAAGCUGCCAAUGACGCUGUCACGACAGGAGGUCAUCAGACGGCUGAGAGAACGAGGUGAGCCAAUCCGUCUGUUCGGAGAGUCAGACUAUGACGCCUUCCAGAGACUCCGUAAGAUUGAGAUUCUGACUCCGGAAGUAAACAAGGGUUUGAGAAAUGACCUGAAGGCAGCCAUGGACAAGAUCGACCAGCAAUACCUCAACGAAAUUGUCGGCGGGACAGAGCCGGGAGAACUGGACACGCAACAUGACCUCAAAGUGCACGAAGAGAACACCACUAUCGAAGAACUGGAGGCUCUUGGCAAAACUCUGGGCAGAGGCGAUGACGACGGAGACCAGGAUGUCAUCGACAAGUUCUUGAGCUUCCUUCUCGGCGUGUGGGCCAAAGAUCUGAACAGCCGGGAGGACCACGUGAAGCGUAGCGUUCAGGGGAAGCUGGCCAGCGCAACCCACUCGCAGACUGAGUCGUACCUGAAACCUUUAUUCAGGAAGCUCAGGAAGAAGAAUUUACCAGCUGAUAUCAAAGAGUCCAUCACCGACAUCAUCAAAUUCAUGUUGGAGAGAGAAUAUGUCAAGGCAAACGACGCGUAUCUCCAGAUGGCCAUCGGAAAUGCCCCCUGGCCCAUCGGCGUGACCAUGGUGGGCAUCCACGCCCGUACGGGCAGAGAGAAGAUCUUCUCCAAGCACGUGGCCCAUGUUCUCAACGAUGAAACACAGAGAAAAUAUAUUCAGGGCCUAAAGAGGCUGAUGACCAUCUGCCAAAAGCACUUCACUACGGAUCCAUCCAAGUGUGUGGAGUAUAACGCUCUUUAAUGGCACGCUGCAACUAAGCAUUGGGAAUUUGCAAGCAGCUGGAUUAUGUCAAAAUGGCACGUUACAGAAUUGACUCGAGAGAUGAAACGACUCCACCUCUGCACGUUUAUCUUCCGACUCGUCACGACGAUCUGUGGUUCACUCAGCAUCUCAUUUUUCAUUAUAGAUAACAGCAGGUUGGUCUUUUCAGAGCAUGCUUAAUCAUGGAUCCUCUGCGAAUUUCUGUGAUUUUUUUUUCUUCCAGUAAACCUUUUCUGUUUAACAUUUACUGUAAGCCACCAUGUUAUCUGAAGUGGAAGAUCAUGUAGUGUAAGUUUUAUUACACCCACUGGCCACUGCAGACUCAGGUGUGUGCAUCAUUUGUUGAGUUUAUUUUCAGACAUGCUCAGGAGAAUUUAGUCAGAAAUUACA